Messenger RNA from Vicugna pacos (alpaca), 4353 nucleotides. It is a transcript of the gene TLR4, whose product is annotated as toll like receptor 4. The record is from RefSeq and is a predicted model, not a curated record. Gene Ontology annotation, molecular function: protein binding; transmembrane signaling receptor activity; lipopolysaccharide immune receptor activity. NCBI's taxonomy places the organism in Eukaryota, Metazoa, Chordata, Mammalia, Artiodactyla, Camelidae. Gene Ontology annotation, biological process: defense response to Gram-negative bacterium; immune response; inflammatory response. Gene Ontology annotation, cellular component: lipopolysaccharide receptor complex; plasma membrane.
UUUUUCUUCUUCUAACUUCCCCUGCGGUGGCAGAGGAGAUAAAUAUUAGCGAAACAAAAGUCCAGAAUGUUAAGGUUGCCACUCUCACUUCCUCUCUCCCAUUAACCCAGUACUACUUUGAAUAGGGUAAGUGCCCUGGGGCACCGAGCUGGGGAGAGAAGACAACAGUGCCUUGGAGGCUGCCCUGACGGCAGAACGCAGAGGGCCAUGCUUUCACAGGGCCACUCCUGGUCACAGAAAAUGCCAGGAUGAUGCCUCACACUCACCUAGCUGCGGCUCUGAUGACAGCCAUGGCCUUUCUCUCCUGCCUGAGAUCCGAGAGCUGGGAACCCUGUGUGCAGGUGGUUCCUAACAUUAGUUACCAAUGCAUGGAGCUGAAUCUCUACAAAGUCCCUGACAACAUCCCCACAUCGACCAAGAUACUGGACCUCAGCUUUAACUACCUGAAUCAUUUAGGCAGCCAUAGCUUCUCCAGCUUCCCAGAACUGCAGGUGCUGGAUUUAUCCAGAUGUGAAAUUCAGAUGAUUGACGAUAAUGCGUAUCAGGGGCUAAACCACCUUGCCACCUUGAUAUUGACGGGAAACCCUAUCCAGAGUUUAGCCCUGAGAGCCUUUUCUGGAAUACCGAGUUUACAGAAGCUGGUUGCUGUGGAGACAAACCUAGCAUCUCUAGAGGACUUCCCCAUUGGACAUCUCAAAACUUUGAAGGAGCUUAAUGUGGCUCACAAUCUUAUACAUUCCUUUAAGCUACCUAAAUAUUUCUCUAACCUGCCUAACCUGGAGUAUUUGGAUCUUUCUAAUAACAAAAUCCAAAAUAUUUAUCAUGGAGACUUGCAGGUUCUACAUCAAAUGCCCCUACUCAACCUCUCUUUGGACUUGUCCCUGAACCCUUUAGACUUCAUCGAACCAGGUGCCUUUAAAGAAAUUAAGCUCAAUAAACUGACUAUGAGAAGUAAUUUUAAUAGUAUAGAUACAAUGAAAACUUGUAUUCAAGGUCUGGCUGGUUUAAAAAUCAAUAGGUUGGUUUUGGGAGAAUUUAAAAAUGAAAGGAACUUGGAAAGUUUUGACAAAUCUGUCAUGGAAGGACUGUGCAAUUUGACCAUUGAACAAUUCCGGAUAGCAAACAUCAGAGAAUUCCCAGAGGAUGUUACUGACUCAUUUAACUGCUUGGCAAAUGCUUCUAUGAUUUCUCUGUUGAGUCUGUAUUUAGAAAAUCUAGAAGCCAUUCCUGAAGAUUUCAGAUGGCAACACUUAGAAUUAGUUAACUGUAAAUUUGAACGAUUUCCCACACUGAAGCUCAACUCUCUCAAAAAGUUUGUUUUCAUACACAACACAGGCAUGAGCACUUUUGUUAAAACUGAGCUACCGAACCUUCAGUUUCUAGCUCUCAAGGGAAAUGAUUUGAGUUUCAAGGGUUGCUGUUCUCACACUGAUUUCGGGACAACCAAACUGAAGUAUUUAGAUCUGAGCUUCAAUGAUAUCAUUACCAUGAAUUCAAACUUCAUGGGCUUAGAGCAACUAGAACAUCUGGAUCUCCAGCAUUCCACUUUGAAACAGGCCAAUGAUUUUUCUAUCUUCCUAUCACUCAGAAACCUUCAUUACCUUGAUAUUUCUUAUACCCAGACCCGAAUUGUCUUCCAUGGCAUCUUUCAUGGCCUGGUCAGUCUCCAAACCUUAAAAAUGGCUGGCAAUUCUUUUCAGAACAACUUGCUGCCUGAUAUUUUCACAGAGGUGACUAACUUAACCAUCUUGGACCUCUCUAAGUGCCAACUGGAACAGCUAUCCCAGCGGGCAUUUGACCCCCUCACUAAACUGCAGGUGCUAAAUAUGAGUCACAACAAACUCUUGUCAUUGGAUAUACUUCCUUAUGAACCUCUCCGCUCCCUCCAGAUUCUAGACUGCAGUUUCAAUCGUAUUGUGGCCUCCAAGGAGAAAGAACUACAGCAUUUGCCAAGGAGCCUCGCUUUUUUAAACCUUACUCAGAAUGACUUUGCUUGUGUUUGUGAACACCAGCAUUUCCUGCAGUGGCUCAAGGACCAGAGGCAGCUCCUGGUAGAAGCUGAACAAAUGGUGUGUACACAACCUUUAGACAUGCAGGAUAUGCCCGUGCUGAGUUUCAGGAAUGCCACCUGUCAGAUAAGCAAGAUGACCAUUAGUGUGUCGGUCCUCACUGUACUUCUGGUAUCUGUGGCAGGAGUCCUGGUCUACAAGUUCUAUUUCCACCUGAUGCUUCUUGCUGGCUGCAAAAAGUAUGGCAAAGGUGAAAACAUCUAUGAUGCCUUUGUUAUCUACUCCAGCCAGGACGAAGACUGGGUGAGGAAUGAACUUGUAAAAAACUUGGAGGAGGGGGUGCCGCCCUUUCAGCUCUGCCUUCACUACAGAGACUUUAUUCCUGGUGUGGCCAUUGCUGCCAACAUCAUCCAGGAAGGUUUCCACAAAAGCCGGAAGGUUAUUGUGGUGGUGUCCCAGCACUUCAUCCAGAGCCGCUGGUGUAUCUUUGAGUAUGAGAUUGCCCAGACCUGGCAGUUUCUGAGCAGUCGUGCCGGCAUCAUCUUCAUCGUCCUGCAGAAGUUGGAGAAGUCCCUGCUGCGGCAGCAGGUGGAGCUGUAUCGUCUUCUCAGCAGGAACACCUACCUGGAGUGGGAGGACACUGUCCUGGGGCGGCACAUCUUCUGGAGACGGCUCAGAAAAGCCUUGCUGGAGGGUAAGGCAUGGAGUCCAGAAGGAACAGCGGAUGCAGAGAGCAGCCAGCAUGAAGCGACAACCUCUGCCUGAGGAGGAGAAACUCCUUAAGUGCUUCUUGCCCAGCUAGACCCAGAGCUUGUUCAGCUAACAAGUAUUAAAUGCUGCAACAUAGCAGGCCUUGUGCUAAGGGCCAGUGGUUCAGUGUGCACAAGAUAUACAGGACUGCUAAUUCCAUGGAGUUUACAAUGUAGAGGGAGUAAACACUGUACUGAAAUAAAGAACUUCCAGGAGGCUGUUGAAACCAAUCCAACUAAGUGGUCCAGGACAGGGAAAGUCAACUCAACUCUUACCCAACAACACCGAAUUAGAACUCAGUGAGAUCAGAACAGGACAGAGUUCUCCAAAGUCUUUUGAGCAGAAACCACCUCAUGUUAUAGGUUUCAGCCUUGUUAAAAGACAAUUGUUUUUGUAGUUUCAACUGAACUGGGUCUUUGCUUGCUUUUCCCUUUUCUAUUGAACACAGUGUAAAUUCUACUUGCUGACUCAGAAGGUUCCUGAUUCAGAUACCCCCUCCACUUUAAGUCAGUUCACAAAUGUCCCAGUCAUUCCUUAGCAUGUUCUAUUUAUUAACUAAUAGUCCCUGAUAUAUUUUUGCUUUUAAAAAUCCAGUUCUCAUUUUUCAUGUCUUCUCUAUAAAUCCGUAUCACAAAUAAGGCUGUUAGAGACAUGCUGGAAAUACCCAUAUUUAACCACUAUCUUUUGAGCAAAUACGUAAAAUACACUGUCACUUUGUCACUUGAUGUCAUUCUGAAGUUAAUACCUACUAAGUUAUGACUGUCAUGAAGGUAGCAUUAAAAUAAUUUGGUUGAAAGUGGCACUUAGAGGGAGACAAGUCCAACUUCCUGGUCUCAUAAUGAGCAAUUUGGCCUAGAGGUGGGGCAAGAGGUGGGAUGCCCUCAGGAGGUCAGCUCUUCUGGAUGACGCCAGGAACACGUGGGCUGAUACAGCUGCGGUGACCACACGAUGAGAGUUGCAGCAAAGGUUUCUUCUGCAGCAAAUGAAUUUUGUUGGGUGGACCAUCAAAUCCUUCAGGGGACUGUGAAAUGGUUUCAGGUAGGGAGCACACAUUGUUCCCUCCUGUUGGGCGUCACUCCAUGACCACAUUUAGGAAAGAGCAAAUGUUAUCAUUGUAAAAAUAAUAUCCCUGAGGUUACUUUGGGCCAUGUUAAGGGGGAUUCUUAGAAAAGCACACUUACCCAGCUUCCCCAGAAUCAUGCAUGCAAAGAAAGAGCAAUGAGGACAUUUGGAAAAUACAGCUGUCAAAAACUGGAACUACGGCCACACUCAGGAGUGUGCUUGUGACUGAGUGUUCCAGAGUGUUUUGAUUGGAGCGUAGCUGGAGUUGCUGAGCAUGCCCAGGUGUGUUUGUAGGUCUUACAUGGUAGAGAAAGGGGAUGCAUGUAUGUGUGCAUGUGCCUCUGUGUGUUCCUAUUCAUGUUUGUGUGAUCCUGGCUGCACAGAAGAACAUGUGAUUAUAUUACAAGGGGAAUAUGUGCAUGUGAUGUAAAGAUAUCCAGCUGUUUGGGACAGGUCCUCACUCUUGUGUUUGUAUGUGAUUGCUUAUAUACAAAUGUCUACACUGAAUUCCAAGUAUACUUGAAGGCAUGUG